Phaeodactylum tricornutum CCAP 1055/1 is the source of this 2272-nucleotide messenger RNA. RefSeq lists its product with no specific name. The record is from RefSeq and is a predicted model, not a curated record. NCBI's taxonomy places the organism in Eukaryota, Bacillariophyta, Bacillariophyceae, Surirellales, Neidiaceae. Gene Ontology annotation, biological process: RNA processing. The transcript has a single exon. Gene Ontology annotation, molecular function: RNA methyltransferase activity. Bases 95 to 1909 code for a protein of 604 amino acids.
UGAUGGAAGAGCGUAUUUAUUCGCUAUCAACCGACGCAACGGUAUCGUCUGUCCAGUCAUACCAGGCACAGAGAAAGCGCAAACCGGACCAAACAUGAGCGAACGACACAGACUAGACCAAAGGUGGUGUCGUCUUCUGUUCCUUUUCUGCGGAAUUCUUCUCGGGACCGUCGAGCCGACUCUUGCCUUGGUCGGGAUGGUUGUGCCGCGGACCCGCGUCAGCGGAACAUCACUCCACGUCUCCAACAAAGGCAAACGCAAAGAUUCCGCAACAAAAGCUGCUCGAAAGUAUGCGGACGCCACCGUCAAGACCAACGGGGGCGGGAAAAGCUCGCGUCCCCGUUCCACGCAAAUGCGCGACGCGCCCGCCAAGUCUCUACCGAGCGGACCCCGCGUCGUGUUGACCCGCUAUGCGGCAAAUCGGAACGAUCGGGUCAACAAGGAACGACUGGCGGAAUCCAUCGGAUGCGAGCAUUUCGGUAGUUGUUCCGGUUGCGUCCGGGAUGAUCAGGUCGGCAGCGUGGAUGUCAUCCAAUCCGCCAAACUGUACUUUUCCUCGACGGCCGUCCGCAAAAAGCGCCACGACGUGUUGACGCAGGGUCUCGACUGGGCUGUGGAAGAUCAGGACGACGGCUUUUACCAAGUCGUGGUGCCUUCCGCAGUCCGCGGCUGGCGUACACAGGCCAAACUGGCCGUUGCACCCAAAUCCUCUUCGUGGGCCAGAGACGGGUGUGAGUUUGGACUAUACCAACGCGGGACGCACGACGUCCUCGCAAUCCCGUCCUGUGAAGUACACCAUCCCGCCAUCAACCGAGCGCUUGAUGCCUUGCGACUUGCGACGGCCAAGACCGGGACGGCCGCCUUUGCCAAAGAUACGCGGGAUGGGGGACUGCGCUACGUGCAGUUGCAAGUGGAACGGCCAACCCAAAAGGUUUCGCUUACGCUCGUCUGGAACGCCGAACUUUUGAAAGAGACACAGCCCGCCCUUGCGCGUCUGGUCAAGGAAUUGCAAACCCGCGAACCAGAUUUGUGGCACAGUAUGUGGUGCCACUGCAACAACGGAAUAGGCAACAACAUUUUCGCUCGAAAUCCACGGCGAUGGCAUCGUUUAUCGGGGAUGGAAUACAUGCGAGAACCCAUUGCGGUCGGUAAUCAGGGAUGGUUGUACUUUUCACCGCUGACAUUUCGACAGGGAAAUCUGGACGGCUUUGAUGUAUUGGCUACUGAUGUUGCACGUGCCGUUCCCGGAGGAAGUAAAGUGUGUGAGUUGUACGCUGGAGUCGGCCUCUUGGGUCUCACAACGCUGGCACAUCUUGCCAAAGAGGGAACGCCGCUGGAAUGGAUUCGCUGCAGCGACGAGAAUCCUUCCAAUCCGCGUUGUUUUCAACGUUCCAUCGAGUCGCUGCCGCUCGAGGUCACGGGUCUGGACCGUCGAACGAACCGCAAGUCCAAAGAAGAUCAAGGUAUGACUUUGGCAGAAUUAGCCGACCUCAUUGAAGCUGGUGAAUCUUCCUCGCGCAGUGAGAACGAUAUGGAAAAGGCUUCGUACAUGGUAGCGACUGCCGCGCAAGCGCUGCAACGAGGAGAAGCUCUGGGUGCCGACGUCAUCAUCGUUGACCCUCCCCGCAAAGGACUGGAAGAUGAAGUUCUGGAGAGUUUGUGCCAACCAUAUAAGGCCGAUCAACCGUACGUAGAAUCCGUCAACUUGCUCACAAUUGCGGACGACAAAGUGAAUUGGACCAACGAUGUGGAAACCUUGAUAUACGUGAGUUGUGGUUUCGAUGCGUUGGCCCGCGAUUCGCAACGCUUGCUGUCAUCAGCUGGCGGCUGGACUUUGCACAGUGCAACUGGCUAUCUUCUUUUCCCAGGUAGCGAUCACGUCGAAACCCUGUGUAUAUUCAAGCGAUAGUAACAAUGCCAUGGCAAAACGAAAGUCAAAAUUCUUUUAUGGAGGCUUCCGUUGUGAUUUACGACGCCUACGUUUCAAGCACAGAACGCGGAGUCUCGACUUCCCAAAUUGCAGAAUCGACGAGGAAACAUGUGCGCUAGCGCGGAAUAUUCACUAUCAGGAACAACAGUUUCCAAUUAGCCCGGGACGCCAAUUUCACAGUCGGGUAUUUUUAUCUUCAAAUUGAGGAUCAGAAAGAGCUUAAGUGUCAGCAGCUCCUUUGAAAACAAGGAUUGACGGUGACAGCUUUCACAGUCAGCUAGCUCACAGUCAAUUCUGAUGAUUGCUAAUUAAAUAUUAUAAAAGGAGAUUUUACUAUGCCUU